AUGCCUUUGGUGUUGAAAAACCUGUACACUGGAGUUGAUGAUGCUUCAAAGAAUUUCCGUACAUGUGUUAGGACUUAUAACAACACAUUUGCUUUUACUUCGCUUGGCAUUCAUCAGUAUGAUAAAAAUCUUUGUAAGCGUAAUAAAGGCAUAUAUACGUUCAAAGUUCAAGGGCAAAUAUAUCAUUUUAUCAAUGACUUAUUGCCUGAUGGUUGUCCGCCGCGCAAUUUGCAACUCUAUUUUUAUGACACUGACCAUGAAAUUCAAAAUCGAGUUGAAAGUGUUGCUAGAUUGGAAGAGAACAUUGUCAAAGCUUUGAUAGAAGUCAUGUCUUGCAAUCCAUACGCAAAUUUCUUUAGAAGUCUUAAGGAUGUUGUUCACUCUGAUGACUUUAGUAUUUUGUUGAACUCUUCACCUUCAUUGGAUCAAAGACUUUAUAAUUCGCCAACUGCUUCUCAAGUUGCUGCUGUAUGGAUUGAAGACUAUGAUGGAGUUGAAGAUAAUAGGAAUAUUAGGGUAUAUGCACAUUGUGGUCGGUCACAAAAUAUUCAAUACUAUUAUGGUUGUUAUGAUCCAUUACAAUACCCUUUGUUAUUCCCAUUUGGUGAUGUUGGAUGGCAUGAGGGUAUUCAAAGAGCCUUGCAAUCAAGGAAUUUACAACCUCUUGGUUAUGUAAAUUCUUUAUCUAUUAAUGCAAACACUCAAUUAUCUGUUGAUGAUCUAAUUCGAGCAGAGGAAGCGGUGUUUCGAGAAGGUAGGAAGCGCUCCUCAAUAUCGUGCAGAGAAUAUUAUGCAUACAAAUUUCAGGUUCGAGCAAGUGAUAAUUCUCUAUUAUUACAUACUGGAAGAUUAUUUCAACAAUUUAUUGUUGACAUAUAUAUUAAAGUUGAAACACAAAGGCUAGAUUAUUUUAGGAAAAAACAACAGUUGUUUAGGUCUGAAAACUUUCAAGGCCUCGUUGAUAGCGUUGGAACGGGUGCUGUGUUUGGUAAUGAGGUCGGACGCAGAGUUAUUUUGCCAUCGUCAUUCAUUGGAGGUCCUAGAGAUAUGCGUGGUCGAUAUAUGGAUGCAAUGUCCCUUGUCCAAAACUUUGGCAAACCUGAUAUGUUUUUAACCAUGACAUGUAACCCUAAUUGGCCUGAAAUUAAAGGCCUUUUGCAAUACAAUGACGAUGCACAAAAUAGGCCAGACUUGAUUGCAAGAGUGUUCCACGCAAAAAUGCAGGAACUUAAGAAUGAUAUUACAAAGAAACAAUUUUUUGGCGAAAUUGCUGCAUACACUUAUGUAAUCGAGUUCCAAAAGAGAGGAUUGCCACAUGCUCAUUUCCUUAUUAUUCUAAAAGACAAAUGUCAUGCAAUGUCUCCUUCUUUUGUUGAUAAUUUUGUAUCGGCAGAAAUACCAGAUAAACAUCUUCAACCUGCGUUGUACGAUCUUGUAAAAAAACAUAUGGUUCAUGGUCCUUGUGGUUUUCUUAAUCCAAAUUGCCCUUGCAUGACACAAAGGAAAUGCAAAUCCGCACCUACUUGUAAAAGUAAAUACCCCAAACUAUUUAGCAAUGCCACUGAGUUUGCUGAUGACUCUUACCCUAUUUAUAAGAGACGCAAUACACCCUUUUUGGUUCAUGUUAAAGGGUUUAAUCUUGAUAAUAGAUGGAUAGUGCCUUAUAAUCCCCAGUUAUUACUUAAGUUUGAUUGCCAUAUAAAUGUGGAAGUCUGUGCCAGUAUUAAGUCUGUGAAGUACAUUUAUAAAUAUAUUUACAAAGGCCAUGAUAGAGUAAGCAUGACUUUGGGUGAUAACACUGAUGAUCGUGUGAUUGAUGAAAUUAAAGAAUACCAAAAUGCAAGAUGGAUCUCGCCCCCUGAAGCUGCAUGGCGCAUAUUUGGAUUUGCAAUUGCAGAGAUGAAGCCUGCUGUUAUACAGUUGCAGAUACAUUUAGAAAACUCACAAUAUAUCAAUUUUUAUGGCCAUGAAAGGAUAACCUACAUAGUAAGCAGAGAAGAGUCGUCUCGUACUAUGUUAACUGAAUUCUUUGCAAUGAAUCUUUCAAGUGAUUUUGCAAGAACUUUGAACUUGCUUUAUGUAGAAUUCCCUUGCUAUUUUGUUUGGUGUAAGUCAAGCAAGUCUUGGAAACCUAGAAAACAGCUUACAGUUAUAGGCAGACUUGUUGCUGUUAAUCCAACUGAGGGAGAACGAACUGUCAAUGGUCAAAUCACUUCAUCUUUUCGUGAUGCUGCUGAAAAACUAGGAUUACUUGCAGGAGAUUUCAUUGUUGAAGCAUCGUUGAAUGAAGCAGUAUUAUUCCAAAUGCCUUCAAGUUUGCGUACUUUUUUUGCAACGCUUCUCAUCUUUUGUGAUAUUUCCAAUCCUAUUUCAUUAUGGAUGAAAUACAAAACACACAUGUGUCAAGACUUAUUAAGGACAGGCUUGCACACCAAUGCUGAGGCUGAAUCAUUAGUCCUAAAGAUGAUUGCUAAUAUAGUACAAGAAAUGGGCAAGAAAACAAAAGACUUCUGCCUAUUUGAUCUAUUGGAAUCUUAUGAUUUCCCAGGACGUGUUACUAAUGAGAUUUUACAUGAAAAGAACCUUCCAGUUUCUGAGGCAGAUCUUUUAGCUAUUCACAAACUUAAUGCUUGCCAGCGAGCAGCUUUCAAAACUAUAACAGAUGCUGUUUUAGGUAAUAAACCUAGUGCAUUUUUUGUUGAUGGCCCUGGUGGUACAGGAAAAACAUUCUUAUAUCGCUGUUUACUAGCAUUUGUACGUUCUAAAGGUUUGAUCGCCCUUGCAACUGCAACUUCUGGCAUAGCUGCAUCUAUACUACCUGGCGGUCGCACAGCACAUUCUCGCUUCAAGCUCCCACUUGAUGGCACUGAUAAGUAUGUAUGUAAUAUAGGUAAACAUACUGCUGAUGCGAGUUUACUUCGCCAUAGUAAAUUGAUUCUUUGGGAUGAAGCAUCCAUGGCACAUAGGAAUAUAGUUGAGAGCCUUGAUAUAACACUUAAAGAUAUAAUGGAUUGUCAAGAUUUAUUUGGGGGAAAAGUCAUUGUAUUUGGAGGAGAUUUUAGGCAAACAUUACCAGUUGUAAGACAUGGAAAGAAAGAAGAUUUCAUUGCAGCAUCUUUGGUUAAGUCAACUUCUAUAUGGCCGCACAUUUGUCGUUUGACUUUAGUUGAGAACAUGCGUGCACAGGCUGAUCCUACAUUUGCAAGUUACUUGAUGAAGAUAGUCUUCGUUAUAUGCAUUGUUUGA
This is a messenger RNA of Ipomoea triloba (trilobed morning glory), 3246 nucleotides long. RefSeq lists its product as uncharacterized. The transcript is spliced from 3 exons. The record is from RefSeq and is a predicted model, not a curated record. The coding region runs from base 1 to 3246 and encodes 1081 amino acids. Gene Ontology annotation, molecular function: DNA helicase activity. Lineage: Eukaryota; Viridiplantae; Streptophyta; Magnoliopsida; Solanales; Convolvulaceae. Gene Ontology annotation, biological process: telomere maintenance; DNA repair.